CUCACCAACCCAUCUUCCAGUCCAGCGCAAAAGACGUGCCUCAAGUCUUUAUUGACAGGGUAACCGGAGAGCGUUGCGCAUCAUAGGCAACAUAUAGUACGGCCGCUCCAGAAAGUAUAGUGUAUACAAUAACAUCAUGACCUGAUAAAAGGCAUUAUCGGAGAGAGGAGGAUCUUUGCAGUUAACCGAAAACAGUCCCUACUCUUCCAUCUUGCCGCUACGAUCCCUCUGGCGGCAAGAGGCCACUGUAUAUGAUCUUUAGGUCACACGUUCCUCUCUCCACGGACGUCCAGCUGUCCUUUUGACAGUUGCCCCUUUGCGUUUCGCUCAAGAAGCAUUACGACAUGCACGGGUAACACAGCGGAUUUUUGUUUAUUAUUUUUCGGGGAUUAAAAGGGGAGAGCUCCGUGGAGCUUUUCGGUGAACAGCUGGUGAGGUUGAACGGCAGCGAAGAUGCAUUGGAACCAGAGAUUGUUGUACUCGCAAGUGUACUGUGCGAGUUUCCUGAUUUGGAUUAGCCCAGGUGUGACUGUUGUGGAUGUUGCCGGGUCGCAACAGGGCAUCCCACUCUCAGUGGUGAAACUGUGGGCCUCUGCAUUUGGAGGGGAAAUAAAGUCCAUUGCUGCGAAAUAUUCAGGAUCUCAGCUGCUGCAGAAGAAAUACAAAGAGUUUGAGAGAAGAGGCCGAGUAGAAGAAAUAGACGGCGCAAAACUUGUGAAAAAAGUGGCCGAAAACAUGGAAGAGAUGUUCCGGAGAAAGGCAGAGGCUAUACGGCACAUCGUGGAGGCAGCCGAAGAGGCACAUCACCAGCACGAGGAGGUUCCAGACUUACAGUAUGAGUACUUCAACGCCGUGCUCAUCAACGAGGUGGACGAGGAGGGUAACAGUGUGGAGCUGGGUGGAGAUUUCCUCCUGGAGCCCAACGACCACUUCAACAACCUGGCCGUCAACCUCAGCCUCAGCGUGGUGCAGGUGCCCACCAACAUGUACAACAAAGAUCCAGAUAUUGUGAACGGUGUGUACUGGUCCGAGGCUCUGAAUAAAGUUUUUGUGGACAAUUUUGAGAGAGACCCCUCCCUUAUAUGGCAGUACUUUGGAAGUGCCAAGGGCUUCUUCAGACAAUACCCUGGUGUGAAAUGGUACCCAGAUGAACAUGGUGUCAUCGCAUUUGACUGCAGGAACAGGAAAUGGUAUAUCCAGGCGGCGACGUCUCCUAAGGAUGUGGUGAUCCUGGUGGACGUGAGUGGCAGUAUGAAGGGGCUGAGGCUGACCAUCGCCCGCCAGACUGUCUCCUCCAUCCUGGACACGCUGGGGGACGACGACUUCUUCAACAUCAUUGCUUAUAAUCAGGAGAUUCACUACGUGGAACCCUGCCUGAACGGAACUCUGGUCCAGGCUGACAGAACCAAUAAGGAUCAUUUCAGAGAGCACCUGGACAAGCUUUUCGCCAAAGGGAUUGGUCUUCUAGGUAAUGCGCUGACCGAGGCCUUCACCAUACUGGAGGAGUUCAACCAGACGGGGCGGGGCAGCAUAUGCAGUCAGGCCAUCAUGCUUGUCACCGACGGAGCCACGGCGAUGUACGACGACGUCUUUGAGAAAUUCAACUGGCCCGACAGAAAGGUGCGCAUCUUCCCUUACCUGAUUGGACGUGAGUCAGCUUUUGCAGAUAACAUGAAAUGGAUGGCCUGUGCCAACAAAGGAUACUUCAGUCAGAUCUCCACAUUGGCUGAUGUGCAGGAGAAUGUAAUGCGAUACCUGCAUGUGAUGAGUCGACCUAAAGUCAUUGACCAUGAGCAUGACACUGUCUGGACCGAAGCCUAUGUGGACAACACACUUACGCAGGCAUAUAAGCUCAGAGACGGCCGAGGCCUCAAUCCCGUGACCACCGUGGCCAUGCCUGUGUUCAGCACCAAGAAUGAGACCAAAAACCAAGGCAUCCUGCUGGGUGUAGCGGGGACGGAUAUCCCUCUUCAGGAGCUUAUGAAAGCUGUUCCAAAACAUAAGCUUGGUAUCCAUGGCUAUGCCUUUGCGGUCACCAAUAAUGGCUACAUUCUCAUCCACCCAGACCUGAGGCCUUUGUACCAGGAGGGCCAGAAGAGGAGGAAGCCCCACUACAGCAGUGUUGACCUGUCAGAGGUCGAGUGGGAGGACACAGAUGAUGUUUUGCGUAAUGCCAUGGUGAACAGAAAGACCGGAACAUUCUCAAUGGAAGUGAUGAGGACUGCUGAUAAAGGGAAACGUGUCCUGAAAAUGCACAAUGACUAUUAUUACACAGACAUCAAAGGGACCCCAUUUAGUGUAGGGGUGGCGCUCACCAGAGGCCAUGGGAAAUACUUCUUCAAAGGAAAUGUCUCAAUAGAUGCAGGCCUGCGUGACCUUGACCAACAGGAUGUAGCCCUGGCAGAUGAGUGGAGCUACUGCAACACAGAUGAGCACCAUGAGCAUCGCUACCUGACCCAGAUACAGGCCAUCAAACUCUACCUGACCGGCCGCAAGCCCCACCUUAAGUGUGACAGGGAGCUGAUCCAGCAGGUGCUGUUUGAUGCUGUGGUCACUGCACCCAUGGAGGCGUACUGGACUGGGCUGGCCCUGAAUAAGUCAGAGAACUCUGAUAAAGGUGUGGAGAUCGCAUUUCUGGGCACACGCACUGGCCUUUCCAGGACCAACCUCUUUGUAAACCCGGAGAAGCUGACCAAUCAAGACAUCCUGACGGCUGAGGACACAGAGGGCGUGUUUAACGCUGACCACUUCCCCCUGUGGUACAAGAGGGCAGCGGAGCAGGUGCCUGGCACCUUCAUCUACUCCAUCCCCUUCAGCUCAGUCAUGGAAAACAAAAGUGUUGUUCUGGCCAGCACCGCUAUCCAACUGCUGGAUGACCGAAAGUCACCGAUUGUAGCUGCUGUAGGGAUACAGAUGAAGCUGGACUUCUUCCAGAGAAAGUUCUGGACAGCCAGUCGACAGUGUGCAGCCCUAGAUGGAAAAUGUACAAUCAGCUGUGACAAUGAGGACAUCAAGUGCUACCUCAUAGACAACAAUGGAUUCAUUCUGGUCUCAGAGGAGUACACACAGACAGGACUGUUCUUCGGUGAAGUGGAGGGAGCUGUGAUGAAUAAGCUACUCCUUAUGGGGUCUUUUAAAAAGAUAACCCUGUAUGACUACCAGGCACUGUGUAAAGAGUAUGCAGGAAGUGGUGACAGUGCUCAUUCCCUGCUGAAUCCAUUCUCUGCAGUAAAAUGGCUCCUGACUGAAAUCAUCAUAUUUCUUUUGGAGUUUAACCUGUACAGUUGGUGGAAUGUUGAUGUCUCAGUUAAAGCUGAUCGAGGUCAGAGGGGUCGCCUCCAUAUGGUUCCCUGUGACACAGAGUACCCUGCCUUCGUUUCUGAGCGCACCAUCAAAGAGACAGCCGGAAACAUUGACUGUGAGGGCUGCAUGAGGACUUUUGUCAUUCAGCAGAUUCCCAGCAGUAACCUCUUCAUGGUUGUUGUGGACAACAAAUGUGAUUGUAGCUCCAUCCGUUUAGUUAGCAUGGAGCCUAUUGAGAUCAUGUACAACGAGUCUCUGAAGUGUGAGCGCCUCAAGUUCCAGAAGGACAGGAAAAGACCAGACUCCUGCCAUCCUUUCCAUCCUGAGGAGAACGCCAGGGAGUGUGGAGGGGCCUCUUCUCUCUCCCCCCAGCUCAUGGCUGCUCUGCUUCCUCUACUGAUCACCUUCAUCACCAGGUGACCGUCUUGGACCCCACGCUGACCAGAGCAAGCCGCCUAUCACAGUUCACCAUGCUGAUGACAAGUAUCAGAUGCCACCAAUCAAAGCAAACCAUGUUAAUAGCCAACAAUGGAGACCACCAAUCAGAGCACAUCAUGCUUAUCCAGGAGCAAAUGGUGACCACUGUCCAGAGAAAAUCUUUCUGAUUUGUAGGGAAAUAUCCCUUUAGAGCACAACAUGCAGAGAACAUACAGACAAAACAGCCAUCCAGAGAGUACAAGUCUUCUAGGAAAGACCAUUUAUUAGAAAGAC
This is a messenger RNA of Alosa sapidissima (American shad), 4014 nucleotides long. It is a transcript of the gene cacna2d3, whose product is annotated as calcium channel, voltage dependent, alpha2/delta subunit 3. Gene Ontology annotation, molecular function: voltage-gated calcium channel activity. Bases 454 to 3723 code for a protein of 1089 amino acids. The record is from RefSeq and is a predicted model, not a curated record. Gene Ontology annotation, cellular component: voltage-gated calcium channel complex. NCBI's taxonomy places the organism in Eukaryota, Metazoa, Chordata, Actinopteri, Clupeiformes, Clupeidae. The transcript is spliced from 38 exons.